UUCUUCUUUUCACGAUCCCAGUAAAGUAUAUACAACAAAUCAACAUUUUCAAGAGGAAUCAGUUAAAAUGAGCAGUAGUAGUGGAAAUGGCCCAGCUUCCUCUGUUGCUACAGUUCCUCUGAGUCUGCUCUCUCCAUACAAAGUGGGGGAAUUUGAUCUCUCUCACAGAAUCGUUUUAGCACCAUUAACACGAAACCGCUCCUACAACUACGUUCCACAGCCUCACGGGGCAGUCUAUUACUCUCAGCGAGCAACCAAAGGUGGUCUUCUCAUUGCUGAAGCAACUGGUGUAUCCGACACUGCAAUGGGGUUCCCGGAUACUCCUGGAAUUUGGACAAAGGAGCACGUGGAGGCAUGGAAACCAAUUGUAGAUGCAGUUCACCAAAAGGGUGGCAUAUUUUUCUUGCAGAUAGUGCAUGUCGGACGUGUCUCUACUUAUGAUUUCCAGCCCAAUGGCCAAGCUCCCAUCUCAUCAACAGACAAGGGAGUUACCCCCGGCCUUGAGGGAUUAGAAUUGUCACCUCCUAGACGACUGAGGAAGGAUGAAGUACCUGGUAUUGUCAAUGACUUCAGGCUGGCUGCUCGAAAUGCUAUUGAAGCAGGUUUUGAUGGAGUUGAGAUACACGGAGCAAAUGGUUUCCUAAUUGAACAGUUUCUAAAAGAUCAAGUAAAUGAUAGGACAGAUGAAUAUGGUGGGAGCUUGGAAAACCGUUGUCGCUUUGCUCUCGAAAUAGUAGAAGCAGUGGCCAACGAGAUCGGAUCUCAUAGAGUCGGGAUAAGACUAUCUCCAUACUCUGAUUUUAUGGAGGCGAUUGACUCGGAUCCUGAUGCUCUAGGCCUUUACAUGGCUAAUGCACUUAAUAAGUUCAAUAUUCUCUACCUCCACAUGAUCGAACCAAGAGUUGUUGGGUCUAGGGUGUUUCAAGGGCCUGAGGAUGAAAUUCCUCACAGACUCCUUCCAAUGAGAAAAGCUUUCGAAAACACUUUCAUUGCUGCUGGUGGCUACAACAGAAGCAAGGGAAAUAGAGCCAUUGGUGAUGAUUAUGCAGAUUUGAUUGCAUUCGGGCGCCUGUUCUUGGCUAAUCCAGACUUACCAAGACGGUACGAGCUGGACGCUCCUCUCAACAAGUACAAUAGAAGCACAUUCUACAUUUCAGAUCCUGUUGUUGGUUACACUGAUUAUCCAUUUCUUGAAGAAGCUUAGGGGUGCGACCAGCCGUUAUCGAUGCCUUUAGUGUAUAGUAUCACAGGAAGGUCUACAUAUAAAUGCUUUGUAAUAUGUCACUUACUGCCAUUUUGAUGUUCAUGCCAUCUUUUUUGCCAAUCUAGCUAAGCUAUUAA
Molecule: messenger RNA, 1341 nt
Organism: Sesamum indicum (sesame)
Lineage: Eukaryota; Viridiplantae; Streptophyta; Magnoliopsida; Lamiales; Pedaliaceae
Product: putative 12-oxophytodienoate reductase 11
Molecular function (GO): oxidoreductase activity; FMN binding
Source: RefSeq, a predicted model, not a curated record